This is a messenger RNA of Syngnathus acus (greater pipefish), 1093 nucleotides long. RefSeq names its product troponin T type 2a (cardiac) (gene tnnt2a). Gene Ontology annotation, biological process: regulation of muscle contraction; cardiac muscle contraction; sarcomere organization. The transcript has 15 exons. NCBI's taxonomy places the organism in Eukaryota, Metazoa, Chordata, Actinopteri, Syngnathiformes, Syngnathidae. The record is from RefSeq and is a predicted model, not a curated record. Bases 91 to 939 code for a protein of 282 amino acids. Gene Ontology annotation, cellular component: troponin complex. Gene Ontology annotation, molecular function: tropomyosin binding; troponin C binding; troponin I binding.
UUGUUUUUCCUGCUGGUCCUGAGGUUACCCUUCAAAGGAUCUUUGUUCUGCUGCAUCACAGGGGGUGUGUGUUCAAGGUCACCGCUGGUCAUGUCGGAUAACGAGGAGGUAGUGGAGGAGUAUGAAGAGGAGGUGGAAGAGGAGGAAGAGGAGGUAGAGGAGGACCAGGCAGAAGAGGAGGUGGAGGAGGACGAAGACAAAGCCGCUGAAGAAGAGGAGGAGGAGGCCGCUGAAGAAGAAGACGGCGAUGGGGAAGCAGACGAAGAAGAAGAAGAAAGCAAGCCAAAGUUCAAGCCAUUUAUGAUGCCGAAUCUCAUCCCGCCCAAGAUUCCAGAUGGCGAGAAGGUUGAUUUUGACGACAUCCAUCGCAAACGGAUGGAGAAGGACCUGAUGGAGCUUCAAACUUUGAUUGAGGUUCAUUUUGAGAGCAGAAAGAAGGAAGAAGAAGACAUCAUUCAUCUUAAGGAGAGGAUAGAGAAGCGCCGCUCUGAGCGAGCCGAGCAGCACCGAAUCCGAAGCGAGCGAGAGAAGGAGCGACAGAAACGUUUGGAGGACGAGCGCACGCGCAAAGAAGAGGAAGAGGCCAAGAAAAGAGCCGAGGAGGAUGCCAAGAAGAAGAAAACCCUGACCAGUCUGCACUUUGGAGGCUACAUGCAGAAACUGACGGAGAAGCGCAGCGGCAAGAAGCAGACAGAGAGAGAGAAGAAAAAGAAGAUCCUAAACGAUAGACGCAAGUCUCUGGAUAUUGAAAAUUUGAAUCAGGAGCAACUCAAAACGAAAGCUAAGGAGCUGUGGGAGUGGAUGAAAGAGCUGGAAGCUGAGAAGUUUGAGCUGCAAUACCAGAUCACCAGCAAAAAAUAUGAGAUCAAUGUACUACGGAACCGCGUCAGUGACCACCAAAAAACGUCCAAGAGGACCAAGAGAGGGCUGAGGAAAUAGAUCAAGUGAUAAGUUGGAAGCAAUCUUGCAGCAAAGCAAACGUCACUGCCAACUCAUUCCAGAAAAACAGCCAUCACCGGCUGAAUCACUAUUUACUGGAUUUAUGGAUGUGAAAUAAAGACAUUUCGUUUGGCCAAAGCGCUUUUUUUCUUGA